Molecule: messenger RNA, 2792 nt
Organism: Ylistrum balloti
Lineage: Eukaryota; Metazoa; Mollusca; Bivalvia; Pectinida; Pectinidae
Product: non-lysosomal glucosylceramidase-like
Exons: 18
Coding region: 32-2656 (874 amino acids)
Biological process (GO): glucosylceramide catabolic process; carbohydrate metabolic process
Cellular component (GO): membrane
Molecular function (GO): glucosylceramidase activity; beta-glucosidase activity
Source: RefSeq, a predicted model, not a curated record
UAGAGCGGAUGCGGUACUGGAAAGGAAGAACAUGGCAACGUACCCUAAAAAUCCACAGGACAGUGAAACGACACCAAAGGAAAAUAUUCCAGGGGUGCCCGAUUACGGGUGGCGAGUGAAACUAGAUUAUGAAUGCAAAACGAAAUGUACCCCUUUCACAAAACCUCGGUUGAGUCAGAUACCAUCACUAAUAGGACUGUCACUAAGAUAUAUGAAAGUAUGGGUGAAGACACGACGACAAGGGAGACGAUUAUUCAUCGACCACCUGGACCAAGUAGAGCACAAAUCCAUGUAUGGUUGCCCCCUAGGAGGGAUAGGGUGUGGCACAGUGGGACGAGGAUUCCGAGGAGAAUUCUGUCGCUUCCAGAUGUUACCAGGGUUAUAUGAGCACCAGACUGUCCAGGCAAACCAGUUUAUCCUGUGUAUUCGUAAGAAUGGUAAAACAGUGUAUCAGAAGGUCCUGACUGGGCGCAAAGGAAAGCACUUGAAGGCCUGGGAAUGGGGAUUUCCUGCUGCAAAUGCCACUUACCAUGCACUCUACCCACGGGCGUGGACUGUAUAUGACAUUCCUGAGUACAAACUGCGCCUUGUGUGUCGUCAGAUCUCUCCAGUGUUUCCUCAUGACUACAAGGAAACAAGCUUCCCCAUGGGAGUGUUUGCAUGGUCUGUGGAAAAUAAUGGAUCAGAGCCGUUGGAUGUCAGUAUUGUUUUCACUUUUAAAAACGGAACAGGCUCCAAAACUGACUCUGUAGGGGAGUGUCAAAACGAGGCCUUCGAAAGUGAUGCAGAGGGGACUCAAGUUACGGGUGUUCUUAUUCGCCAUUCCUUGCGUGACAUCAAGUGUACUUAUGGGAUAGCUGCUGCCAACAAGGAAGAUGUACAUGUAAGUCACAAGCUGCACUUCGACCCAAAGGGAAAUGGACGUGUGCUUUGGGAUGAUCUAGCAGAAGAUGGACAGCUCAACUCUACCCCAGAGAACCAGAGUAGGGGGAGGGAUAGCGUACCAAAGACAGUGAUUACUCUUUUUUUCCUUCUACUUGUGCGUCUGGUUCGUGCAUUGGCCAACCUCAUCCUCCCCCCAGCUAGUCCAGACAAACCACAGAGAAAGGGACAAGAAUCUGCUGUCGCUGUCUGCUCUCAAGUAACAGUGCCACCAAGUAGCAAGAAGGAAAUGGACUUCACACUUACGUGGGAUAUGCCUGUUGUACACUUUAAAAACAAAGAGAAACUCUAUGGAAGGCGAUAUGGACGCUGGUUUGGGUACAAGAAUGAUGCAUGCCCACGUAUGUGUAGCUAUGCUCUACAACACUAUUCAUCAUGGGAACAGAAGAUAGAGGCAUGGCAGAACCCAAUCUUACAGAAUAGCAAUCUACCAGCUUGGUAUAAGUCUGCAUUGUUCAAUGAGCUGUACUAUGUGAGUGAUGGAGGAACAAUUUGGGCUGACCCUCUAGAAAGGAAGGACGGCGAAUUGUGUAUCAGCAAGGACCCUAGUGAGGCAGCUGUCAUUCAGGAAUACAGCAAGUUUGCCUACUUAGAAGGUCAUGAGUACAGGAUGUAUAACACGUAUGACGUCCACCAUUAUGCCUCGUUCUCUCUCAUCAUGCUGUGGCCUAAGAUACAACUGUCCCUACAGUAUGACAUUGCUAAAGCAGUGAUGUCAGAGGAUGCCACACCCAUCCAGUUCUGUAUGGAAGGAAUGCGAGGCAUCAAAAAGAAGGGCAAUUCGGUACCACAUGACAUUGGAGAUCCAGAGGAUGAACCAUGGACUUGCUUGAAUGCUUACAUCAUCCACCCAACAUGUGAAUGGAAAGAUUUGAACCUAAAGUUUGUCCUUCAGACUUACCGUGACUUCAGUAUAACCAAGGAUGAGGAAUACCUGAGGAACAUGUACCCUGUGGCAAAGACAGUAAUGGAGAUAGCAGAAAAGUGGGAUACAGAUGGCGACGGCUUGAUCGAAAACAGUGGAUUUGCCGACCAAACAUUUGAUGCUUGGUCCAUGACUGGAGCAAGUGCCUACUGUGGUGGUAUGUGGCUGGCUACACUCAGAAUGAUGAUAGAGAUGGGAAAAGUCCUUGGAAAUGAAGAGGAUGUGAAAAAAUACACAGAAAUACUCGACAAAGGCAAGGUGUCCUUUGAAGCAAAGGUCUGGAAUGGAAAGUAUUACAAUUACGACAGUAAUCCAAGUGGUGGACAUCAUGACAGUAUCAUGUCUGACCAGCUGGCUGGACAAUGGUUCCUCACGGCAUCAGGCCUCGCCGACACAUCGAUAUUCCCAGAGGACCAUGUACAAAGUGCUUUGGAGACUGUGUACAAAUUCAAUGUAAAGGGAUUUGGCAAUGGAAAUAUGGGAGCCAUCAAUGGGGCAAGACCAGAUGGUGGACAGGACAUCACCAGUUGUCAGUCAGAGGAAUUCUGGGUGGGUGUGACCUACAGUCUAGGAGCCAACAUGAUACAGCAGGGAAUGGUAGAAGAGGGAUUCCAAACAGCCUGGGGUGCCUACCAUGUUUGCUGGGAAUGGUAUGGACUAGCAUUCCAGACACCUGAAGCCUACAUGAUGGAUAAACACUACAGAUCACUGGGAUACAUGAGGCCACUGGCCAUAUGGUCAAUGCAGUGGGCACUUGAGAAGUUCCAGCCACAGCUCAUGUCCAGUUGAUGAUUAAACCAUCUAAAAUGAUCACACCAUGGUUUAAUGACUUAUUGAUAUAAUGAGUUACCUGUAGACCCAUUGGUGAAUUAGAUUCCAUUGUGUUUAGCACCUAAAGUUGAUUGGCAUAAUUUGCUGAUUUCAU